Clarias gariepinus (North African catfish) is the source of this 2350-nucleotide messenger RNA. It is a transcript of the gene mindy1, whose product is annotated as MINDY lysine 48 deubiquitinase 1. Gene Ontology annotation, cellular component: cell periphery; cytosol. The transcript is spliced from 11 exons. Gene Ontology annotation, biological process: protein K48-linked deubiquitination. Gene Ontology annotation, molecular function: K48-linked deubiquitinase activity; cysteine-type deubiquitinase activity; cysteine-type carboxypeptidase activity. Bases 765 to 2201 code for a protein of 478 amino acids. Lineage: Eukaryota; Metazoa; Chordata; Actinopteri; Siluriformes; Clariidae. The record is from RefSeq and is a predicted model, not a curated record.
CUUACAGAGUCACUCAGCACUGGAUUCUUUCACAGUAGGCUUUUUUAAUAUAAAAUAUAGUAAAAGCACUGCACCGCGCAACAAAUAUUGAGGGAUUUCGCUAAUUCGAAACAUGGUGCGCGGUCCACAUGACGUCACUGUUUACGAACAGCUUCACAGGAAGUGAGACAGGCACAAAACAAACCAGCCGGAAGUACAGAUCAGCGGUUGAUAAUGAUGAUGACGGUUUUCAUAAGUUCACCAGCUGAGCGCUGAGGAGAAUUUGCAGCUAGCGAGUUUUAUUGGAAUAAUAACAAUAAUAUAGUGUUUAAAUCCGACUGAGAGAGACCGAGAGGAGAGUUUACCCGGAGUGCUGACUCGUCGGUAUAAACGUUUAGAUAUGAUAACGAUAAGACGAGGGAACCUGGUGUGUUGUUGAAGAGACGCAGGAAUCUUCACAUCUACGUUCAACAGGGACAUGAAUGACAUCGUCAGGCCGUGAUCUCUUGCUGUCUCUCUGCUUUCAGCUGCUUUAAACAGAAACAUGAGUGUGUGAGGAAGCAGGUGGAUGAGUAGAUGAUCAGGAUCAGAGUAACAAGCUCCCAGAUCUCAGAGCGAGACCGGAUGCAGGGCGGAGUGAUGUCGAGGUGACGCUGAUGAUUUCUCUUGAUUAGUCUAGUAAAAACUCGGGACAAAAACCCCCACACACACUGCCACACUUAUCAAACGACAAGUUCUUGUUUCCACCUCGGUCUAUAAACCCGCCCCAUUAGCUGUGUGUGAGCAUGGCCGAGCCUGGGGCGGACCCCCCUUCAGUUGUGCCUGAGGAAAAACAAGUGAGUAGAGACGAUGAAGAAAAUACAAGCACAGCCUACUCGGACAGCGAGGACGCCACCGCCGCCAGCAGUAGGAGUCUGUCUGAGAGGGAGGACUCGGAGAUCACGUCAUCCGUGAGCAGCGUCGUGGACGAGACUCCGUCCGUGUCAACGGGUGAACCUCAGACAUCCGUGAGAUCGGCGCUGGAUGGUGAGGAUGAGACGGAGACAGAGACGGAUCGAGCACCCUCAUGGAGCGACGAUGUGAUGAGUGUGGAGGCGGGACAGGCCACGGUGUCGACACCGCCCUCUGGACCGCUCUCAGGACCCUCGUCUGCCCCGCCCUCAGUGCAGGAGCAUUACUACGUGAAGUGGAUCACAUGGAAGGGGGAGAAGACACCAAUCAUCACGCAGAGCGAAAAUGGACCCUGUCCUCUGCUGGCCAUCAUGAACGUCCUCUUCCUCAGGUGGAAGGCAAAGUUACCGGCCCAGACUGAGGUCAUCACCAUCGAAGAGCUCAUGGCUCACCUCGGUGAGUGUGUUUUGUCGAUUAAGCCCAGAGAGAAGGCUGAGGGCAUGGAGCUCAAUUUUCAGCAGAACAUGAGCGACGCCAUGGCCGUGCUGCCGAAGUUAUCCACGGGUCUGGACGUAAACGUACGCUUCACGGGCGUGUCGGAUUUCGAGUACACGCCCGAGUGCAUCGUGUUUGAUCUCCUCAACAUCCCGCUGUAUCACGGCUGGCUGGUGGAUCCGCAGAGCCCGGAGAUGGCGUCUGCAGUGGGGAAACUGAGCUACAACCAGCUGGUGGAGAAGAUCAUCAUCUACAAACACUCGACAGACAGCAGCCAAGUCAGUGAAGGUCUGAUAGCAGAACAGUUUUUGGAGUCCACUGCCACCCAGCUUUCGUAUCACGGUCUGUGUGAGCUCAACACCACUGCCAAGGAGGGAGAGCUGUGUGUCUUCUUCAGGAACAACCACUUCAGCACUAUGAUCAAGCACAAGGAUAACCUGUACCUGCUGGUGACAGACCAGGGCUUCCUGCAGGAGGACACCAUGGUGUGGGAAAGUCUCCAUAACGUUGAAGGAGAUGGGAAUUUCUGUGACUCAGAAUUCCGACUGUGCCAUCCGUCCCAGAAGAGUGCGAGCAGGCCGACGUCGCAGCUGAACCAGAUGCAGAUUGAUCAGGACUACCUAGUAGCCAUGUCUCUACAGCAGAGUCAGGGUGAAGCUCCUGGGCCUUUGAGCGAUCUGGAGUUAGCGAGACAGUUACAGCAGGAAGAAUAUCAACAACCACAACAACCUCCACACACUUCCGGGGAACAGACGAGAGGAGGACAGACGUCUCAUCCCGGAGGACGGAGACGCCAGGGUGAGAAAAAGGACGACUCAGACUGUUCCAUCCUAUAAGUCAGGAAAAACACACGCACUUAAACACACAGACACCCAAACGUUUAUAUGCAACUCUACCAGAACACGCCGAUGCCACGAAUUAACCUGAAAAUGUCCGCGUCAUUUUAUCUCCAGGGAAUGUUUAGAUAUUUUGGUGAGCAUGGAUU